Rotaria sordida is the source of this 1326-nucleotide messenger RNA. The record is from the annotation of a GenBank genome assembly. NCBI's taxonomy places the organism in Eukaryota, Metazoa, Rotifera, Eurotatoria, Philodinida, Philodinidae.
AUGAUUUCUUUUCAUUAUUUUAUUGAUCUGCUUUUUCUAAUAUGUCUUACAAAAACUAUUCAUUUAUCUGUUCCAUUUAUAAUCAAUUCUAGAUGUGAUUUAAUAGAAUGUCAAAUAUCUGGUUAUCCAUCUAUAUUUUAUGGCAAUUGUUUUGUUGGCGAUAAUACAAUUCAUAUUUUAUAUUCAUCAUUCGAUGAAUUAACAAUUAAUACAAAAUCAUUAAAUUCAUUCUCAUUAAUUAUUCGACGUUUAAUAAAAUAUAAUGAUAAAGAUGAUACAGGUCAUUUAAAUAAAGAUGAUAAUUCAAUAAAAUCAUAUUGGUUAAAUGGAUUAAAAACGAAUAUUACUCGUCAAGAUAAUAAUACAAAUCAACCAUCAUUUCAAUUAUUAUUGGAUACCAUCAAUGAUCUAUUAAUUAUUGAUAUAAAUUAUCCAGGUGAAUCAAUGCGUGAUGUAAAAUUUCUAAAAUUACGAUCAACAUCGAAAAGUUAUUUUCUUAAUAUAACUUUGAAAGCAAAUAAUUAUACAUUACCAAAUAAACGAUUUGCAUUAGAAUUUUAUAUAAUAGAAUUAGGUAUUGAAGGCACACAAUUUUCAUCAUCAAGAUAUAUCGAUGAUCAAUACACACCAGGUAUUUUUAAUGUCUGGCAAAUAAAAUCACUUAAUCCAAUAUAUUCAACAUCUGUAUUAUGGAAACCUGUUAUGUAUAAAAGUGUUGAUCGAUCAGUAAAAAAAACAACUUUAAUGGAAAUAUAUGAUUUAAAAAAUAAUAUAUCACUUGAAAAAUCAAUUGAUCAAAGAAUUUUUAAUAGCUUUUAUGUUAAACCAUAUCUAUCACCUUUUAAUAUUUCACUUGAUCGAGCAAAAGAUGGUUUCUUUGCUAAAUUAAAUUAUACAUUUAUUCAAUUUAUAGCUGGUUUAGAUAUACUUGAAGUAGAUUCAAUAAAACAAUUUGUUACAAUUCUAUUUAUUAUUAGUCUUCUUCUACCAGGAAGAAAACUUGAUAAUAUUGUAACAUCAAUAUUUCAAAUCAUUGAUGAAUUAGUAUUUUGUCAACUAUCACUAUUAGUUUUUGAUCAUUUUGAUAAUCUAUUUCCUAAUGAAACAACAACUACAGAUGUAAAUAUCAUUUUAGCUACUCAAAAAUUAUCUCUUUCUGUACGUGAAUUAUCUAAUCGUAUACAAAAAAUUCAUAUACAAUUUGCCAUUAUUCCUAUUGCUAAACAAAUAACAAAUAUUUAUCAACAAUUUACUGAACAAAAACCAAUAUUCUGUUCACAAAUAUUAACUAUUGAACCCAGGAGCGGCGGAAGAUCUCAAAAUUAG